AUGUGGGAGGAGGGGGGAGGGCUCUGUGGGGUGGUUUCUCAACAACAAAGGGAAAUCCCGCUAGGGAGGGGGGGGAAAGGGAGGUGGUUGCUGGGUUGGGGUUCUAGAUUCGUUGGGGGUUGGAGGGCGGUGGUUAUAGGGGAAAGAGGCGCUGGAUGGUUGUGCUGCGAUGGAGGGUGA
This is a messenger RNA of Prunus armeniaca (apricot), 180 nucleotides long. The record is from the annotation of a GenBank genome assembly. Lineage: Eukaryota; Viridiplantae; Streptophyta; Magnoliopsida; Rosales; Rosaceae.